Messenger RNA from Branchiostoma belcheri (Belcher's lancelet), 2099 nucleotides. RefSeq names its product transmembrane protein 79-like. Bases 71 to 892 code for a protein of 273 amino acids. NCBI's taxonomy places the organism in Eukaryota, Metazoa, Chordata, Leptocardii, Amphioxiformes, Branchiostomatidae. The record is from RefSeq and is a predicted model, not a curated record. Gene Ontology annotation, biological process: regulated exocytosis. Gene Ontology annotation, cellular component: trans-Golgi network membrane; lysosomal membrane. The transcript has 4 exons.
GGCGUGGUCUACUGGUUCCCUCCAAGCAUUUGGUCGUGGGGUGCGCUGAGUCACGUGACUAUCGGUAUAUAUGCGUUUUGCGAGGGUUGAAAUCCCCCACACUUCGUUACAAACUUGUGAACGUCUGACCGAGUGGACAGAACAGAUCUCCCGCGCACCCAAACCGUUCUUCUGGGGCAACCUGCAAUACUUGUUGAAAAUGGUUCUGCUAGCUGAGGGCGCCGGUACAGCCAUGGAGGAGAAUGCGGAGGCGAUGACUCUACACGCCAGGCCCCGGGCCAGCGUGGACUUCGGCGCACAGACCGGCGGGGCGGCACUGGCCGCCAAGCUGUACGACUCGUCCUUCCAACAGCGGCGGGUGUCGCUCAUCUCUCACCAGCCGCCGCUGAAGAAGAUGACCGUGACGCUGGUUCUGUCCGGCUGGUUGGUGGGGAUGGUGGUGAAGGCCUCCCUCAGCAAGUCGUCCUGGGUGCCGUGGACCACUCCUGCACUACCCGACAUGACCGCUAGGAUGAUCUACAGCGCCCGUUGCCUGGCUGUGUGCACCAUGCCUUUGCUUGCAGGCGUGAUCUUCUGUACCUACAAGCGCAUCAUGACGCCAGCCCUGGACCCACUGGCCGGCCACGAGCACUACGUGCAGGUCCACAGGCGUUACCUAGGCAACACGGUGGAGCAGUACAUCCUGGUGGGCGUCAACCUGGUUCCCAUGGCAGCAACCCUGUCCGACCAGUACCUUCCCGUCAUCCCCGCCGUGGUGGCGCUCUUCCUCCUGGGAAGGAUUCUGUUCUGGGUGACGUAUGUGUACCAGCGGUCCAACCGUGGCUUCGGUUACAUGCUGUCCAUGUACCCCAGCAUGGCCAUGUUCAUGUACAACAUGUACAUGUGCCUGUAGAGCAGCAGCAACAACAACAACAACAACAACAAUAGCAAACAUUAUAAAGUUUAGGUUUCCUAAUCAAACUUUAAGCUAGUAUAAUAUGCUUUCCAAUACCGGUGACGGACACUUGUGAAGGUAUACAUGAACACGACUGGUAAACAUAAGAUCGUGGUAACAAGGAAUUUUGUAUCAUACACACUGAUAUGUAACUCGUAUUUCAAACAUACAUAAUUUUUGUCUGGGGCUUUCAUAGUUUGCACCAAACCCCAUCAAGCAUGGCCUCUUAAUCCACUUUAAUGUUCAGUAUCACGAUGCUUAGUUUUUCCCGCGUUAACGUUGUAGUACAUGUAGUAUUACUUCAUUUUGUUCAAAGCUUGAAGUACUGUAGUAAGACAGUGUUAUUGUAAACGCAGGGUUUGCGUCUUGUAAAUACUAGUAGUGUGAAGCAAUAUUUUCAUUUGAGACAGCCACGCCAAAGACAACAGUACUAUGGAAGGCCAUGUCCACAGAAGUGGGUUUGUUAGGGCACAUUGGAGUGAUAAGCCAGCUCCAAUCUCAGGGAGCACCUUGGUCUGGCUGGUAGAUUGGACAAGGCUGGUGUGUGCAGGGCCAGAAAAGGUAAUGAUUGUAUCAAUGAACUUCUCAGGGUUACGGUUACAAGGAUGUCUUGAUGGAAUAUUUUAGUAUCUGUAGCAAGCCGGGGAAGUUGUGUGAAUAGCGCUGGGUGUCAGGAACUUGUAUAUACUUAUGUCUGUAUCAAUGCAACAUUUCCGGGCUUCACAUUAACUAUUCAAUUUGUUAGAAAGGUAGACAAAUUUAUAUAUAGACAUUGCCUUCUAGCUCUUUGUUCUGCCAUUUAUAACAGGGUCCAAGCAAACCAAUGCAAACCUUUCACAUGGAUUACAUUACCAUUAAGUUGAAUGCACUUCUAAGUAUAUGCAUGUUCAAAUGCAAUACAGUUUCAAUGCAACCACCAGCAUUUUCUUAAUUAUAUAUCAUAUAUAUAUUAUUCAUCAGCUACAAUGUAUGUAUCGUGGUAUGGUUAAGAGUGAUAUUCUAAAUAAAUUUUCAUUUUUAAUCUUUGUGUUUUUGCCUACUAAGUGGUUACUAGAUCCCUCUCUGCUAGUCUUCUGAAAAACCCCAAUGGCUCAUCAGCUUGGUUUUUUUUAAAGAUACAAAGACAUUAAAAAAAAGAAAUCAACUUCACAGAUUGAAUCCAUUU